This is a messenger RNA of Meriones unguiculatus (Mongolian gerbil), 9511 nucleotides long. It is a transcript of the gene Plxnb1, whose product is annotated as plexin B1. Gene Ontology annotation, cellular component: semaphorin receptor complex. Gene Ontology annotation, molecular function: semaphorin receptor activity; protein binding. Lineage: Eukaryota; Metazoa; Chordata; Mammalia; Rodentia; Muridae. The record is from RefSeq and is a predicted model, not a curated record. The transcript has 38 exons. The coding region runs from base 875 to 7264 and encodes 2129 amino acids. Gene Ontology annotation, biological process: positive regulation of axonogenesis; negative regulation of cell adhesion; regulation of cell migration.
CUCACAUUUCUCUGUAUGUUCCCCUCAUUACAACUGCAAUUUCAGUUUGGGGAGUGGUUUUGUCACUGCCCCAUGAGGGCUGAGAAACUUUGGCGUGCUGUAGGCUCUGAGCAAAUAUUUACAAGCUAAUGAAACAGCAAAUGCUGCUCUCGCUAUGGGACCCUGUGCCCAAGGCCCAAGGUGGUAGGAGAGUUGGGAAGUAGCAGAGAGCAAGAGGUGGCCUCUGCCCUUCCAGAGGUAGAAACUUGGUCUCUCUAUCCCUUGGAAACAAGGUGGGGGUCUCUUUAGUAGCCUGGCCUUGCCGCAGCCCUGGGCUUCUGGCUGGGUUCAAGACUUUCCCUUCUGCCUCUCCCCCCCUCACCCCCUUGGGUGGCAAACAGAGGCAGCCUUGUUCCCGCUCCCAUAGAGCUGCCCUGUUCUCUGCACACUAAAAAUGGAAACCCCCAAGCUAUUUUGGGAGCAGUGCCCAGCCAGACUGUGGCCAUGGCCCCCUGCUCCCACUGGGCUGUGACCACAGCGUCCUUGCUCCCACCAGGCUGCUGGACCUUCCUCUUAGCCUUGUGCCCAACCCUGCUUAGGAUAGGGCAAGCCUCUGGAGCACCCUGCCAAGGCCUCUGAUGGAUGGGCCAAUCCAGGCACGAGGAAGGGAACUUUGGGAACAUUCUGCAUAGACAGCCUGGCAGCUAGGUGGUGGGAGGGGCUGGGCUAUGUGGCCUGGGCACAAGGAGGGGAAAGCGUCUCUCGGUGUAGAAUAGUUUGUCCCAUAAUCUAACCAAACUGUGUUCCUGCUUGAGGUCCACUGGAGAAUGGGAAAGGUGACUCCCGCUCAGGUCAUGCCGUUAUCUCCUGAUCCAGCCGACCCUGCCAGGUGACCAUGCCUGUCCUCGGCCCAGUUCUUCUCCAGGUGCUCUGGGCCGGGUGUGCCCUCACCCUACAGAGCCUUCUACCAGCUGCUUUUACUGCCAAUGGCACACAUCUACAGCACUUGGCCAGGGACCCCACCUCAGGUACCCUCUAUGUAGGGGCCACCAACUUCCUGUUCCAGUUGAGCCCUGGGUUGCAGCUGGAAGCCGUGGUGUCCACAGGCCCUGUGAAUGACAGCCGGGAUUGCCUGCCACCUGUGAUACCUGACGAAUGUCCCCAAGCCCAGCCUACCAACAACCCUAACCAGCUGCUCCUCGUGAGCCCAGAGGCUCUGGUGGUGUGUGGGAGUGUGCACCAGGGCAUCUGUGAGCUCCGGAGCCUGGGGCAGAUCAGACAGCUGCUGCUACGGCCAGAGCGGCCUGGGGACACCCAGUAUGUGGCUGCUAAUGACCCUGCAGUCAGCACUGUGGGGCUAGUGGCCCAGGGGUCGGCAGGGGAGCCCCUCCUGUUUGUAGGGCGGGGGUACACCAGCAGAGGCGUAGGAGGCGGCAUUCCUCCCAUUACAACUCGGGCAUUGAGACCACCAGACCCCCAAGCUGCCUUCUCUUACGAAGAGACGGCCAAGCUGGCAGUGGGCCGCCUCUCCGAGUACAGCCACCACUUCGUGAGUGCCUUUGUACGCGGGGCCAAUGCCUACUUCCUGUUCUUGCGGCGAGACCUGAAGGCCCCCUCAAGAGCUUUCCGUGCCUACGUGUCCCGAGUGUGCCUUCAGGACCAGCAUUACUACUCUUACGUGGAAUUGCCCCUGGCCUGCCAGGGUGGCCGCUAUGGUCUGAUCCAAGCUGCAGCUGUGGCCACAUCCAGGGAGGUGGCCCGUGGGGAGGUGCUCUUUGCUGCCUUCUCCUCAGUGGCUCCUCCCACUGUGGACUGGCCCCUGUCAGCAUCCACUGGGGCAUCUGGAACCUCGGUGCUCUGUGCCUUCCCCCUGGAUGAAGUAGACCAGCUCGCGAAUUACACGCGAGAUGCCUGUUACACCCGGGAAGGCCACGCUGAGAACGGGACCAAGGUGGCUGACAUUGCAUACGACGUCCUUUCCGACUGUGCGCAGCUGCCAGUGGAUACCCCAGAUGCUUUUCCUUGUGGUUCAGACCACACACCCAGCCCCAUGGUCAGCUGCGUCCCUUUGGAAGCCACACCAAUGCUGGAGCUGCCAGGGGUUCAGCUGACAGCUGUGGCAGUCACCGUGGAGGACGGACACACCAUCGCUUUUCUGGGUGACAGCCAAGGACAGCUGCAUAGGGUCUACUUAGGCCCUGGAAGAAAUGUUGCCCCAUACUCUAAACAGAGCAUCCAGCCGGGGUCUGCGGUGAACAGAGACCUCACCUUUGACGGUACCUUUGAGCAUCUGUAUGUAGCGACCCAGACUACUCCUCAGGCCUCUUUGCUGUCACAGCUUGUGAAGGUUCCUGUGGCCCCUUGUGCUCAGCAUCUGGACUGUGACUCUUGCCUUGCCCACAGGGACCCUUACUGUGGAUGGUGUGUGCUCCUGGGCAGGUGCAGCCGCCGCUCGGAAUGCUCCAGGGGCCAGGGCCCAGAGCAGUGGCUCUGGAGCUUCCAAUCGGAACUGGGCUGUCUUCGAGUGGUCGCCGUGAGCCCUGCCAAUAUCAGCCGGGAAGAGAGGAGAGAGGUUUUCCUGUCGGUGCCAGGCCUGCCAACUCUUCAGCCGGGGGAAUCCUAUUUCUGUUCCUUUGGAGACCUUCAGAGCCCUGCUCUACUGACUGGUUCUGGUGUGGCCUGUCUCUCCCCAGACCCUAGUGAGGCUCCAGUGCUGCAGAGAGGAGCCGACCACGUCUCCAUGAAUGUGGAGCUCAGGUUUGGUGCCGUGGUGAUCGCCAAUACUUCCCUUGCUUUCUACGACUGUAUGGCAGUUACUGAGUUUUUCCCAUCCGCACCGUGCCGGGCCUGUGUGAGCAGCCGCUGGGGGUGUAACUGGUGUGUGUGGCGGCACCUGUGCACACACAAGGCCUCAUGUGACGCCGGGCCUAUGGUGGCAAGCCAGCAGAGUCCAUUUCUACCCCUAGUGCCUCUUGCAAGGGAUGGGCUCACCCCUUUCCCACCCACAGUCCCCAAAGCCACAGUCACCCCUACUCCCAAUACCUUCCCACUAGAUUCUGGGGUCUCCUCCACAGCCUCAGAUGUCCUACCUGGAGCCAAGCCUUCCCAGAUUAGCCUCUGGGGCCCAUGGGCAGGUCCUGGCCCCAUACUUUCCCCUACUUCCACGAACUUACCUCUCCACGAGAGGCCCCUCCCUCCUGACCUCCCCACCACACCUGGAUCCACUGUCCCAGCCCCCACUGAAAUGGGACUGGUGAGCACACCUGAGGACCUCUCGGCCUCCUACCCAUUCCCCUCAGAUGCAGCCACAGUGCCCCCUGCAGAGCCUGGCCCUGAGGCCCUGCCUUCCACAGUGGCCCUGGACCAGCCCCUUGGCACUGCUCCUGCCACCACUUUCCCAGGGGCCAUUGGCUCCAUGAAGCCCGUUCUGGAUUGGCUCACGAAAGGAGGCGGCGAGCUGCCCGAGGCGGAGGAGUGGAUGGGGGGUGACACGCCCGCCUUCUCCACUUCCACACUCCUCUCAGGUGAUGGAGACUCAGCAGAGCACGAGGGCCCUCCUGCCCCCCUCAUCCUCCUGUCCAGCCUCGACUACCAGUACGACACCCCCGGGCUCUGGGAGCUGGGAGAGGUGAAUCAGAGGGUAAGCUCCUGUCCCUGUGUGGAAGAUGUCCAAGGCCCCUUACUGAUCCCAGUUCACGUGGAGCGAGAAAUCCAGCUACGAGGCCGGAACCUGUGGCUCUUGCAGGACGGCCCGAGGGACAGUGAAUGUGUGCUGGAGCUGGAGGGCCUUGAGGUGGCGGUCGAGGCCCAGGUGGAGUGUGAGCCACCCCCAGACACCUGGUGCCACAUCAGGUGCCAGCAGCGCCAGUUCAGCUAUGAGGCUUUGAUACCAGAGCUCCAGGUGAGGCUGUUCCUGCGGUGGGCAGGUGGCCUGCGUGUGGACAGUGCUGACGGGCUUCACGUGAUACUGUAUAACUGCUCCGUGGGACAUGGGGACUGCAGCCGCUGCCAAACUGCCAUGCCCCAGUAUGGCUGUGUGUGGUGCGACGGGGAGCACCCGCGUUGUGUGGCCCGGGAGGCCUGUAAUGAGGCUGAGACUGUGGCCAUUCAGUGCCCUGCACCUCUCAUCCACUCGGUGGAGCCGCUGACUGGCCCUGUAGACGGAGGCACCCGUGUCACUAUCAGGGGCUCCAACCUCGGCCAACAUGUGCAGGAUGUCCUGGGCACGGUCCGAGUGGCGGGAGUGCCCUGCGCUGUCGUCACCGGGGAAUAUGAGGUCUCUAGUAGUCUUGUGUGCAUCACUGGGACCAGCCGGGAGGAGGUGAGCGGUGCUGUGGCAGUGGAGGUGCCUGGAAGGGGACACGGUGUCUCGGCGUUCAACUUUGCCUACCAGGAUCCAAAAGUACAUUCCAUCUUUCCUGCCCGUGGCCCCAGAGCCGGAGGCACCCGCCUCACCCUCCACGGCUCUAAGCUCCUGACUGGGCGGCUAGAGGACAUCCGUGUGGUGGUUGGAGGCCAGCCUUGUCACUUGCUCCCGGAGCAGCAGUCUGAGCAGCUGUGCUGUGAGACCAGCCCAUCCCCCGUGCCCACCGAGCUCCCGGUGACUGUUUGGUUUGGAGACACCGAGCGGAAGCUUCAGCACGGCCAGUUCAAAUACACAUCGGACCCCAACGUCACCUCUGCGGGCCCCAGCAAGAGCUUCUUCAGUGGAGGACGUGAGAUAUGGGUCCGUGGCCAGAAUCUGGAUGUGGUACAGAUGCCAAGAAUCCGAGUGACUGUGGUCCCAAGAAUGCUACAGCCUGGCCAGGGGCUUGGACAGAAGCACAACGUGAUCCCUGAGAAAUUUGAGGAGCCAUGUCUCGUGAACUCCUCACACCUCAUCAUGUGCCGCACGCCUGCUCUCCCGGACCCGCCAGCGGACCCCUGGGUCCGGGUGGAGUUCAUCCUCGACAGCAUAGUCUUGGACUUCGCCACACUGAGCCCCACACCCUUCUCCUACGAGGCAGACCCCACUCUGCGUUCCCUCAACCCCGAGGAUCCUUCCACACCAUUCCGGCACAAGCCAGGGAGUGUGUUCUCUGUGGAGGGGGAGAAUCUGGACCUUGCCAUGUCUAAGGAGGAGGUGGUGGCCAUGAUAGGAGACGGCCCCUGCGUGGUGAAGACACUGACCCGGCACCACCUGUACUGCGAGCCCCCCGUGGAGCAGCCCCUGCCGCAGCACCAUGCCCUCCGGGAGGCACCAGAUGCUUUGCCAGAGUUCACGGUACAGAUGGGGAACCUGCGCUUCUCCCUGGGUCAUGUGCAGUAUGAUGGUGAGAGCCCCGUGGCUUUUCCUGUGGCAGCCCAAGUGGGCUUGGGAGUAGGCACAUCUCUCCUGGCUCUGGGUGUCAUCAUCAUCGUCCUCAUAUACAGGAGGAAGAGCAAGCAGGCCCUGAGGGACUAUAAGAAAGUGCAGAUCCAGUUGGAGAAUCUGGAGAGCAGUGUGCGGGAUCGCUGUAAGAAGGAGUUUACAGACCUCAUGACAGAGAUGACGGAUCUCACCAGUGACCUCCUUGGCAGCGGCAUCCCCUUCCUUGACUACAAGGUGUAUGCAGAGAGGGUCUUCUUCCCCGGCUACCACGAGUCCCCCUUGCACAGGGACCUCGGUGUGCCUGACAGCAGGCGGCCCACAGUGGAACAGGGCCUGGGCCAGCUCUCUAACUUGCUUAACAGCAAGCUCUUCCUCACGAAGUUCAUUCACACCCUGGAGAGUCAGCGGACCUUCUCUGCUCGGGACCGGGCCUAUGUGGCAUCUCUGCUCACUGUCGCUCUUCACGGGAAGCUUGAGUACUUCACCGACAUCCUCCGUACUCUGCUCAGUGACCUGGUAGCGCAGUAUGUGGCCAAGAACCCCAAGCUGAUGCUGCGCAGGACAGAGACUGUGGUGGAGAAGCUGCUCACCAACUGGAUGUCCAUCUGCCUCUACACCUUCGUGAGGGACUCUGUAGGAGAGCCUCUGUAUAUGCUCUUCCGGGGGAUUAAGCAUCAAGUGGACAAGGGUCCCGUGGACAGUGUGACUGGCAAAGCCAAAUACACUCUGAAUGACAACCGCCUGCUUAGAGAGGAUGUGGAGUACCGUCCCCUGACCUUGAAUGCACUUCUGGCUGUGGGGCCUGGGGCAGGAGAGGCCCAGAGUGUACCUGUGAAAGUCCUGGACUGUGACACCGUCUCCCAGGCCAAGGAGAAGAUGCUGGAUCAGCUUUAUAAAGGAGUGCCCCUCGCCCAGCGGCCAGACUCUCGCACCUUGGAUGUUGAAUGGCGGUCUGGAGUGGCUGGGCACCUCAUCCUUUCCGAUGAGGAUGUCACUUCUGAGAUCCAGGGUCUGUGGAGGCGUUUGAAUACACUGCAGCAUUAUAAGGUUCCAGAUGGAGCAACGGUGGCCCUUGUCCCCUGCCUCACCAAGCAUGUUCUUAGGGAAAACCAGGAUUACGUCCCUGGAGAACGGACCCCAAUGCUGGAGGAUGUAGAUGAGGGGGGCAUCCGGCCCUGGCACCUGGUGAAGCCGAGUGAUGAGCCAGAGCCUCCCAGGCCGCGGAGGGGCAGCCUCCGGGGUGGGGAGCGUGAGCGAGCCAAGGCUAUCCCAGAGAUCUACCUGACUCGAUUGCUGUCCAUGAAGGGCACGCUGCAGAAGUUUGUGGAUGACCUGUUCCAGGUGAUCCUCAGCACCAGCCGCCCUGUGCCUCUGGCUGUGAAGUACUUCUUUGACCUGCUGGAUGAGCAGGCCCAGCAACACGGCAUCUCUGAUCAGGAUACCAUCCACAUCUGGAAGACCAACAGCCUGCCACUGAGGUUCUGGAUCAACAUCAUCAAAAACCCACAGUUCGUGUUUGAUGUGCAGACAUCUGAUAACAUGGAUGCGGUACUCCUGGUCAUCGCGCAGACCUUCAUGGAUGCCUGCACCCUGGCUGACCACAAGCUGGGCAGGGAUUCUCCCAUCAACAAGCUUCUCUACGCUCGAGAUAUUCCCCGUUACAAACAGAUGGUGGAAAGGUACUAUGCAGACAUCAGACAGACUGUCCCGGCCAGUGACCAAGAGAUGAACUCAGUCCUGGCGGAACUGUCCCGGAACUACUCUGGCGACCUGGGGGCGCGAGUGGCUCUGCACGAGCUCUACAAGUAUAUCAACAAGUACUAUGACCAGAUCAUCACUGCCCUGGAGGAGGACGGUACUGCCCAGAAGAUGCAGCUGGGCUAUCGGCUCCAGCAGAUUGCUGCUGCUGUGGAAAACAAGGUCACGGAUCUAUAGGGACCAGGGAGUCCUGGCCUGCUGUUGUCUCAGCACCUCCUGGGCAGCCCUGAACUCUCAAGGGAGAGGCCACCUUCGUAGAUGCCUGUAGUGACUGACAAGCAGAGUUUAAUGAAAGGUGGCUCCAGUCUCCUGGUGAUACCAGGCUCGGCUCCGUUAGACCCACCUUGUAGGUGUGGGACCUAGUGACUUGCUGGGUAGUGCCAGGCCUGCCCCAAGCCUGGUAACUCUGUGACCUACUUCCUGGGUGACAUCAGUCUACAGGGAGCUGGGGACUUAGGUUUCCAGAGAAUGUCUGGUAGGGCCUCCUGGCCCCUGGGGAGACUGUACUGUUCUUGAACACUGGCCUGUGUCCUAUUGGGAAUCAGAAGCAGGAAGAGAGCCCUCCCACUUCCUGUCCUCUUCAUCCAUCCUCCUUGACCUCAGUUUAGCUUCCUCUAUCCUUGUUCCUUGUUGCCAAUUCCAAGGCCUGAGAAAGAGAAAAAGGAAAAUGCCUUUCUAGGCUGCUGCUGCCUCAGCAGGGUUGGUACCUCAGGAUCGCCCUGUCUUCCAAGUGGUCGGGGAGGGACAACUGCCUCAGGGGAGCCUGGGAGAGAGCAGGGGCCCACUGAUGAUGCAGCACUUCAUUAAAGGAUGACACGUGGACUCUCCCCUCCGCUAAGAUACAACUGGCAGCUGCUGCAGGAUGUGGUCCUCACACUCUGAAGGGUCUCCUGGCCCCCAUGACGGACCCCACACUGCAGGGCUGUCCCAGACAAGGUCUACCAGGGGCAACACUUCCCGGAAGGGAGGACUUGAAGCACAGUAAGGGAGAGCUGGGCCCUGGUGUGGAGUUCCAUCCUCCAUCUUCAGGGACUUCACCUUGCUGCAGGUCAUGCUAACGUCACCGUUCGUGUUCCAUGAAUUUUAAAAGGAAUUGGGAAAGUGUGGCAUCGUUAAAGGUGACUCCUUUAAAGUUGUGGUCAUUUAAAGGUCCAUGGCCCUGUUUCUGGACUCCAUUUUCCUAUUGCUGUCCAUGUUGAGGUACCUUAGGGCAGGGGCUCAGAGCCAACCACCCGCCUGUGUGGUAGCCACCUUCUGUGGUUUUUCCUGUUUAAGCUACAGGUGAGCUUCAAGACUGAGGUACUAAGGUUUCUUGUGGCUAUUGGGUCAGUAGACUAUCUCAGCAGGUGAGGCCUUGGUGACUUCAGAGAGUUCCCCCCAGCUCUUUCUGUGUGUAACCAGUGACUGGCACCUUUGGGGUCUUCCUCAGAGUGUGGAGACAUGGGCUGAAGACAAUUCCAAGAGUCCUUUCUUGCCAUCUUUAAAGUCCUUGUCCUCAAGAUAGCAGGAGCCCUGUUGGUUCUCCUGCCGCAGUAAUCACAGCUGCUAUUUCUGUCAGCUCUAACAUCCCGUCUUGCCCACACAUGCCAGAUGUGGAGAACCACAGUCACAGAAGGGUCACCAGUUAGGCUCUCACGUGGGAGCAUGUGAACUUCAGUACUAAUAACAGUCCAUAUUUCAUCCUCACUCAGAAUGGUUCUCCCCCAGGGGUUGCUGCAGCCUCAUCCAUAGAACAGGGCUGAUGGGGAAGUGAGGUCUUGGCUAGACUUCAAACAGGCACAGGGAGGGAGGCAGCUUGAGUCAACACGGCAGGGAUGGUGACAGCCACACCUCUGCCUCAGGCUUGGGCUUCUGCGGUCUCUGGGAGUCCUGUGGGGAGGUAAGAGUUCCUGGAGAGGAAGGCCAAGUACCUGCAUGCCCAGGCAUGCACUUACGGGAAGGGGGAGCACCCAGUGUGCUCUGAGUCACGCAUGUCUCGCCCUCUCAGAACAUUGUGAUAAAAGAUGUCAGGAAAAAAACAAAAAACCUUACCACAGAAGAUAGGAAGCUAAGUCUUCUCUCAGAUACUGUGGUCGAGAAUGGCAAUGCCAGUCCAGUGCCACCAGGACUUUGGUGAUGGCUCCCUUGGGCAUAGGGCAGUUUCGGUAUAAAAUGGUUGUAUGCACUUUGAUUAGCUUCAUUGUUUUCCGCAAAACCUGUUAGUAGACAAAGGCUGUUUCUCAUUUUCCCCACUAAUUUAAAUAUUGGGUAAUUGUUCAGAUGAUUAUAUAUAGAUAUGCUUUUUUUAGUUCUUUGAGACAGGGCUUUACUAUCUUUGGCUGGCCUGGAACUUGCCGUGUGGACCAGCCUGGCCUUGAAUUCACAGAGAUAUACCCUCUGUCUCCUGACUGCUGGAACUAAAAGCGUGUGUCAACACACCCAGCA